CCGCCCAGCGGGGGCUCCCUCCGCGCUGCCCGCUUCAGGUGUAGCUGCCCGCGAUGUGGCGCGGCCGCCUGCUGAGCUCGGCCCGGGCCCGGCCCGCGGCUCCGGGCAGGGGAGGCCGCCGGGCGCAGUCGGCGCUGGCCCAGCUCACGCGCAUCGUGGAGGCGCAGCUGGCCGCGAUCCGGGGGGCGGGCACGUGGAAGGGCGAGAGAAUCCUCACUUCCAAGCAGGGCCCGCACGUCCGCGUGCAGGGCAGCGCGGGAGGGAUCCUUAAUUUCUGUGCCAACAACUACCUGGGUCUUUCCAGCCACCCAGAAGUGAUCCAAGCUGGUCUGAAGGCCCUGGAGCAGUUUGGAGCGGGCCUCAGCUCCGUCCGGUUCAUCUGUGGGACGCAGACCAUCCACAAAGCCCUGGAGGAGAAGAUCGCCCGCUUCCACCAGAGGGAUGACGCCAUCCUCUAUCCCAGCUGCUUUGACGCCAACGCCGGCCUGUUUGAGGCCCUGCUGAGCCCAGAGGACGCCGUGUUGUCCGACGAGCUCAACCACGCCUCCAUCAUCGACGGCAUCCGCCUCUGUAGGGCCAGCAAGUACCGCUAUCGCCACCUGGACAUGGGCGACCUGGAGGCCAAGCUGCAGGAGGCCCAGAAGCACCGGCUGCGCCUGGUGGCCACAGAUGGGGCCUUCUCCAUGGACGGCGACAUCGCGCCCCUCCGGGAGAUCUGCCAGCUGGCGCAGAAGUACCAAGCCGUGGUCUUUGUGGAUGAGUGCCACGCCACCGGCUUCCUGGGGCCGAGCGGACGGGGCACUGACGAGCUGCUAGGAGUAAUGGACCAAGUCACCAUCAUCAACUCCACCCUGGGAAAAGCCUUGGGGGGCGCCGCAGGGGGCUACACGACGGGGCCCCGGGAGCUCAUCGCCCUCCUCCGGCAGCGGGCCCGGCCCUACCUCUUCUCCAACAGCCUGCCCCCGGCCGUGGUGGGCUGCGCCUCCAAGGCCCUGGACCUGCUCAUGGAGAGCGACGCCAUUGCCCAGUCCAUGGCUGCCAAGACCCGCCAGUUUCGCAGCAAGAUGGAGGCCGCCGGCUUCACCAUCUCAGGCAAGGAGCACCCCAUCUGCCCCGUGAUGCUGGGGGACGCCCGGCUGGCGUCGGUCAUGGCCGAGGACAUGCUGGAGAGAGGAAUCUUUGUCAUCGGCUUCAGCUACCCUGUGGUGCCCAAAGGGAGAGCCAGGAUCCGAGUUCAGAUCUCGGCGGUUCACAGCGAGGAAGACAUCGACCGCUGCGUGAAGGCCUUUGUGGAGGUGGGAAAGCGGCAUGGGGCCAUCCCGUGAGCAUGCUCGGGGGAGCCGGUCCCAGCCCGCCCAGGGCCCCUCCUCCUGUCCUCCCACAACCAAGUGCCUGGAAACCAAAACAAGACUUUUUACAUUUUCUGUUUCUUGUUCUGUAGUAAACCGCCCGCUGGGCCGACCCUGC
Sarcophilus harrisii (Tasmanian devil) is the source of this 1467-nucleotide messenger RNA. It is a transcript of the gene GCAT, whose product is annotated as glycine C-acetyltransferase. Gene Ontology annotation, biological process: biosynthetic process; L-threonine catabolic process. Lineage: Eukaryota; Metazoa; Chordata; Mammalia; Dasyuromorphia; Dasyuridae. Bases 54 to 1325 code for a protein of 423 amino acids. The transcript has 9 exons. Gene Ontology annotation, molecular function: glycine C-acetyltransferase activity; pyridoxal phosphate binding. The record is from RefSeq and is a predicted model, not a curated record.